Molecule: messenger RNA, 981 nt
Organism: Nicotiana tabacum (common tobacco)
Lineage: Eukaryota; Viridiplantae; Streptophyta; Magnoliopsida; Solanales; Solanaceae
Product: PHD finger protein ALFIN-LIKE 1
Biological process (GO): regulation of DNA-templated transcription
Cellular component (GO): nucleus
Molecular function (GO): transcription coregulator activity; histone binding; transcription cis-regulatory region binding
Source: RefSeq, a predicted model, not a curated record
AAACAAUUCCCAGUAAUUUUUUCCUUCUUCUUUUCGUAGAUCUCAGAUAUAAAUUCUUAAAAAUUCUCUUCGUUUUUUCUUUUCUUCUGAGGUUAAUAAAUGGCCUCAAUUCCUUCAAGUCCUCGUACUGUAGAAGAGAUCUUCAAAGAUUACAACGCUCGUAGAACUGGCAUAGUUCGUGCUUUAACUUAUGAUGUGGAUGAAUUCUACAAUCUGUGUGAUCCAGAGAAGGAAAAUUUGUGUCUGUAUGGACAUCCAAAUGAAACUUGGGAAGUCAACCUUCCUGCCGAGGAAGUACCACCUGAGCUCCCAGAGCCAGCACUUGGGAUAAAUUUUGCUAGGGAUGGAAUGAAUCGUAGAGAUUGGCUUUCCCUCGUUGCUGUUCACAGUGAUUGUUGGUUGCUUUCUGUGUCUUUCUAUUUUGGAGCUCGCCUUAACCGAAAUGAAAGGAAGCGUCUAUUCAGCAUGAUGAAUGAUCUGCCCACCGUCUUUGAAGUUGUGACAGAAAGAAAGCCUCUAAAAGAUAAGCCCAGUGCAGAUAGUGGGAGCAGAUCACGUGGUAGCAUAAAGAGAUCUAAUGAUGGUCAGGCUAAAAGCACCCCAAACCUGGCAGAUGAAAGCUACGAGGAGGAUGAAGAAGAACAUGGGGAAACACUCUGUGGAAGCUGUGGUGGGAACUACAGCGCUGAUGAAUUUUGGAUUGGCUGUGACAUCUGUGAGAAGUGGUACCAUGGAAAGUGUGUGAAGAUAACACCUGCUAAAGCUGAGAGUAUAAAGCAAUACAAAUGCCCGUCUUGUAUGAAGCGGGCAAGACAGUAGUCAUCUCAUGAAUCAGAGGACAGGGGGGCAUCAAUCCUAUUGUUUCGCCAUUAACAGAAUAGUACAGCAAUAUUACAUUUGUAAUGGAUAUGCUAUUGUAAUUUUUCUUUUCUUAUAUAUGCUUAGAAAGGGGAUAAAGAGGUUUCUCUUCUAUCCUUGAUC